AAUCUGUCUAUAAGACUUUAAACCUCGUAUGUAAGAUACUUAGACCUAUUCAUAGCUACUCGAUCUGUAUCACUGCUUGUGCUAUAACAACAUUCAAAACAACACAGUUCAAGAAGAAGAGCCAGACUUGAUAAACUCAUGAUUUACUAGGCUUGUCUGGGAUUAUCAAAUUGUUCUGGCAACAACAGCUGAUAAAAUGUGGAAAGAGUUGAAGAAAAACCAGCUAGUCAAGUACGGCGCUGUGACCACAGUGUCAACCAUCAUGCCGUUUGUCUCCAAACCAGGCUAUGUUUUACUGCGAAAGUGGAUCGCCGGUGGGAUAUGCCGCAGUCGUGCCAAGCUGCAUGGAAGGACUGUGGUGAUCACUGGUGCCAACACUGGUAUCGGCAAGGAGACGGCCUGGGAUAUGGCCAUGAGAGGAGCCCGGGUGAUCAUGGCUUGCCGAGACCUCAGCAGGGGAGAGGCAGCUGCAACAGAGAUCCGCAGUUCCACAGGAAAUACUAACGUGGUGGUGCAACAACUAGACCUGGCCUCCCUCGGGUCAGUACGACAGUUUGCCAGGGAAUUCAUUGCCACAGAGACCCGUCUGGACAUACUUAUCAACAACGCAGGUAUAAUGCUGUGUCCCAAAAGCUUCACAGUGGACGGUUUUGAGAGUCAAUUUGCUGUCAAUCACCUAGGACACUUCCUAUUGACCAAUCUGCUCCUGGACAUGCUGAAAGCCUCCACCCCCAGCCGCGUCGUCAAUGUGUCUAGCAUCGCUCAUCAAGGCGGAAAAAUCCACUUUGAUGACCUUAACUUUGAUAAGAAGGGGUACAACUCAGUAAUCGCCUACAAGCAGAGCAAACUGGCCAACCUCCUCUUCUCCAGGGAGCUGGCACGAAGGACCAAAGGUACUGGAGUGACGUCGUAUUCCCUGCACCCCGGGGUUAUUCGGACAGAGCUGUGGCGCCACUCGCAGUCAAAGUACCCCACACUGAGUUCCAUGCUGUCAGCCCCCGCCUGGCUCCUGAUGAAGACCCCCAGGGAGGGGGCCCAGACCACCAUCUACUGUGCCGUCACUGAGGGGCUGGAGGAGAAGAGUGGCUGCUACUUCAGUGACUGUCAGGUUAAGGAGCCAGCUCCUGAGGGGAGAGAUGAUCUUGCAGCACUGAGACUAUGGGGCGUUAGCGCCGGGCAAGUGGGACUUAAUAAGAACAACUGAACAACUCGCCUUGCAACACAGUGACACUCCCAACCCCACCUGCCAGAGCCCCCCGGAUACUGCCAUAUUUUUUUUUACGUUGGCUCUUAACUUUCAUAUCAGAAGAAAUCCAGUAUUCUAUACAUUUUCUAUAUUCUAUCUUUUUGGAUGUUGUAUUAUAAUACAGUAUGUUCUGAUCACAAAAAACAAUUAUGUAUUGUAUUGUAUUGAAGUUUAUUCUCGUUACAAUGGUCUUCAUGCUGUUGAAUAGAUUGACGAAUCUAAUAAAUUCUGUAUUUUUCAUGUUUUCAUAAAUAAAUAAAAUGUGUUGUUGUUUUGCUUUAGAAGUCUUUGCGUGAGUAAUAGUGUCAUUUUAUGAAUAGU
This is a messenger RNA of Coregonus clupeaformis (lake whitefish), 1567 nucleotides long. Its product is annotated as retinol dehydrogenase 12. NCBI's taxonomy places the organism in Eukaryota, Metazoa, Chordata, Actinopteri, Salmoniformes, Salmonidae. The transcript is spliced from 7 exons. The coding region runs from base 197 to 1204 and encodes 335 amino acids. The record is from RefSeq and is a predicted model, not a curated record.